GGCCGAGGUGUGACCGCGUGAGAGACUGAGGGGUGAAUGGACUGGGCUUAUAUGGGCCGGUUUGUCAGUUCAGAGAGUGAGACUAGGAAAUGGGCUAGUAUAGGCUGGUGUAGGCCAAGUUCUCGUGUAGUACUACCAUCUCUUCUGGGCUUCUGGCUCGCUGUCUCGUACUGACCCGGCGGUCGGCGGCGGGGAGCUCGGACACCGUUGUGGCUUUGCGCGCAGGCGGUUCCGAAAGCGGGGAGCCAGGGAGGAGGAGAAGUCCAUGAAGAUCGUUGUGGUGUUGCGCGAGCCGACCGCGGCGGAGCAGCGCCGGAGGCCCCGAGCGAACUGGAGGGCGCAUCGGCGUUGGACGGGACGGCUGAGGCUUUCGGACGAGCCCUCCGGCUUUCGGAGAGAGAUCAAUUGUUUGGGAUUGUUUCGAUUUGGACCAAAUGGGUAUGAGUGGCCUGUCGACACUUCACUCUCACAGGAGGAUCCAGCAUUGAUGCCCCUUUCGAGCACGUGCUUCCUCCAACCGCACCGUGAAGAUUGAGCGCGAAUGCUACAGGAUGAGGAGGAGGUCGACCAAUGUUGGAGGCAGAGGUGUUGAAGACGAUAGACUACAGAGGCAAUAUUUUCUUGCCAAACGUCAGAUUUAUUCUGUGUCAUAGCCCGGACGUCAAACCGGGUAUGGAUUUUCAUGCAGAUGUUGAGUGGACAAAGUCGUUUAAUAAUAUCAUAGGUUGCACCUCCAUUCGGGGUGGUGAACAAUGAUGUGGGCAAACUGCCAAACCAUAAGUAUAUAUUUCCUAGGUUUGGAUUAGUACGAGUUGACUUUGGAAUAGGAACUUGAUGCCUGCUGGCAUUAGAAAUUCCAGUCACCUCCUAAGCAACUACCUAUCAUGAUGCGUACUACUGGAUGUAUGCUGCUAUGUACUAUACUGCUAUAUAUUGCUACUAGAACUCAGCGACAUUAAGGGAAUUCAGUUCUUGGUAUCUCCCCAACCAGCGAUAACAAGUUAAAGAGGAUCGUGGGAGCAAAAUGGCAUUAGCAAUUCCAGUUCAGUUCUUGAUUCUUGUGACAAUUGCAUGGCAACUGACAGUUCCCAUCCAUGGGCAGCUCGAUUCUCUAGGCUUCAUAAGCAUCGACUGCGGCAUCCCAGAGAACACUUCCUACAGCGACCAAUCAUCAUCCGGGCUACUAUAUGUCUCUGACUUUGGGUUCAUUGACACGGGGCUAAACAGCAAGGUCAACCCACCGUACAACAAGCGGGACAUGGCUGACCGCUAUAUCACCGUGCGGUGUUUCCCUGAUGGCACACGCAACUGCUACACUCUCCGGUCGCUUGUUCCGGCAGGCAAGUACCUUGUUCGAGCUACCUUCUACUACGGCAACUAUGACGGGCUGAACAUGCUCCCUGUCUUUGACCUCUACCUCGGUGUCAAUUACUGGACCACUGUGAACAUCACCUAUGCCGGUAGAGCAUAUGUGCUCGAAAUGGUGGCGGUGGCACCAGCAGAUUACAUUCAGGUGUGCCUGGUGAACACAGGAUUGGGUACACCAUUCAUCUCUGGGAUUGAUUUGAGGCCCCUGAAGACUAACCUGUACCCGGAAGCCACUGCUAACCAGUCGCUGGCUCUCCUCAACUUCUUCCGGCCAUCAGUCGCCAACUUUGGCUUCAACCGAUACCAGUUCUGGGGUUCUGUUGCUCCCAUAUACAGGUACCCCUAUGAUUCCUAUGACCGCAUUUGGCAAAGGUAUGAUAAUGCUCCUAGCUGGACCAAUGUGACAAUAUCCCAGACUGUCCAAACCUCCAAAAUUUCCAACUUCGACGUGCCGUCACUGAUAAUGCAAAGCGCUGCUACUCCGUUAAACGGCUCUCAGAUCGACUUUUCAUGGAGUUCAGAUCCAUCCGUCAAUGAUAGCAACAUGACUUACCUCCUGUUACUCUAUUUUGCGGAGUUGCAGCAACUACCAAGCAAUGUACUGAGGCAGUUUGAUAUCCUUGUUGAUAAUGAUGCCUGGAACGGCAGCCAGCAUUACACGCCAAAGUACUUGUCUGCAGAGGCUGCAUCUUGGACAGUUCAUGGGUCAGGUCAACAUAGUGUCUCACUUGUUGCCACACCGAAUGCCACUCUCCCACCAAUCCUGAAUGCGUUUGAGAUAUACUCUGUGCAGCAGUUGACGGGAUUCACAACAAAUAUUGGAGAUGCGAAGGCCAUGAUGAAAAUUCAGGUGAAGUUUGGUGUAAAGAGAAACUGGAUGGGUGAUCCUUGUGCUCCUAAAACAUUUUCCUGGGAUGGCUUGAACUGCAGUUAUUUUUCCUCUGGCCCCGCAUGGAUAACAGCUUUGAACUUGUCAUCCAGCGGAUUGACUGGUGCAAUCGAUGCAUCUUUUGGUGAUUUAGUAUCCCUUCAGCACUUGAACCUUUCUAAUAACAAUCUCUCCGGUCCAAUACCUGACUUUCUAGCACAAAUGAGAUCGCUCAAACUCCUGGACCUGUCAAGCAACAAGCUUAGCGGACUGGUCCCUGCAGUUUUGCUACAAAAGUCAGAAAAUGGAUCCUUAUCAUUAAGGUUUGGCAACAAUGAUAAUCUAUGUGAAAGUGGUGCUUCUACUUGUAAGCAGAACAAGAGCAGCAACAAAACUACAAUAAUAGUCAUCGCGACAGUUAUUCCAAUAGCAACAGCAACUCUAAUGUUCAUUGCAGCUUUUAUUAUCCUUCACCGAAUGAGAAACAAACAAGCUUCGCGGAUGGUGUACAACUCAAGGCCAAACAGCCCCCGAGAACAGUCGACUUUAUUUGUGAACAGGAAGUUCACAUAUAAGGAGCUGAAGCUUAUGACAGAAAAUUUCAGAGAAGAAAUAGGACGAGGAGGAUUUGGAACCGUCUUCCUCGGCCACCUGGAGGAUGGAACUACUCCUGUUGCUGUCAAGAUAUGCAUGCAGAAAACUUCGCAUGGUGACAAGGAAUUCACAGCUGAAGCUCAACACCUGGGGAGAGUUCAUCACAGGAACCUGGUCUCAUUGAUUGGCUAUUGCAAAGACAAGAAGCACCUUGGCCUCGUGUAUGAAUUCAUGCAUGGAGGUGACCUUGAAGACCGUCUAAGAGGUGUAUCAAGUAGCACUAGCUCAGUCACAAGCGAGGCCUUUGCUGUUGCUCCUCUUACUUGGCAUCAACGCCUCAAGAUCGCUCUGGAUUCUGCACAAGGAUUGGAGUAUCUGCACAAGUCAUGCCAACCUCCACUGAUCCACAGGGACGUGAAGACCAGGAACAUCCUCCUGACCGCAGAUCUUCAGGCGAAGAUCGCUGACUUUGGCCUGACGAAGGCGCUCACCGGCGGCGAGUUCGUCACCCAUGUGACCACCCAGCCAGCGGGCACCCUGGGGUACCUUGAUCCGGAGUAUUACAACACGUCCCGGCUCAGUGAGAAGAGCGACGUGUACAGUUUCGGCGUGGUGCUCCUGGAACUCUUGACCGGCCUGCCUGCGGCUGUCCCUAUCUCAGCGACCGAGAGCAUCCACGUCGCUCAGUGGACGCGCCAGAGGCUCGCCGAAGGGUGCGGAGUCGAGAACGUCGCCGAUCCGAGGAUGGGUGAGUCCUACGACAUCAACUCGGCCUGGAAGGUGGCGGAGCUGGCGCUGCGGUGCAAGGACCUGCCGUCACGGGAGCGGCCCGCGAUGUCUGACGUUGUGGCCGAGCUCAGGGAGUGCCUGCAGCUGGAGGCCUACCGUGUAGCUACGAGCAGCAGCAGCAGCAGUGGGUACCACAGCUCGGCCGCCUGUAGUAGCAGAGGCACUACCGUGGUGAGCAGUGUGAGCAUGGCGGGCGAUGAUCGCCGGUGGCAGCGGGGAACUGGCUCCAGCGCCGGUGACACUAACGAUAUGAGUGUGGUCGGUGCGGAGAAGCUCUUGCACGACGGUUCGCCCGCAACUCACGUUGGUCCUGCACCAAGAUGAGACCAACUCCGUUUCUCUCGCGUCGCUGAAAUUGUGUGAUUCCCUCCUUCGCCAUCGCAGCAGUGUCACUAAACACCUUCCCAGCAGUGUCACCGGCGUUGCAGCUCGAAGGAUUUUUUUUUCAUUAUUUUCAGAAGAAGGAAGUCUGGACGUUUGGAAAUGUGUGAUUCUAGCCCAGUCGAUGCUAAAUUUAUGGCUUGAAAGUUGUCAGCGUUCUUCUGUUUUCUGAGGACGCCUAAAAAGCAGUGUUGUUAGUGUUAAGGUUGAGAGCUUGUUGUGCCUAAGGUGAAAGCUUGGUGAACAUAGUUGAAAGUUUGAACUGUUAGAGUAGAAAGUAACAAAUUCUUUAGGAGCCAAAUGAACAGGAAAAGAUGGUGACUUCUAAGUUUAUUUUCCUUCUUUUA
Messenger RNA from Brachypodium distachyon (stiff brome), 4347 nucleotides. RefSeq names its product probable LRR receptor-like serine/threonine-protein kinase At1g05700. Lineage: Eukaryota; Viridiplantae; Streptophyta; Magnoliopsida; Poales; Poaceae. The transcript has 14 exons. Gene Ontology annotation, molecular function: protein binding; ATP binding; protein kinase activity. Gene Ontology annotation, biological process: protein phosphorylation. The record is from RefSeq and is a predicted model, not a curated record. Bases 1025 to 3943 code for a protein of 972 amino acids.